This is a messenger RNA of Betta splendens (Siamese fighting fish), 2196 nucleotides long. RefSeq names its product phospholipase B domain containing 2 (gene plbd2). The coding region runs from base 40 to 1731 and encodes 563 amino acids. Gene Ontology annotation, molecular function: glycerophospholipase activity. Lineage: Eukaryota; Metazoa; Chordata; Actinopteri; Anabantiformes; Osphronemidae. The transcript has 12 exons. Gene Ontology annotation, biological process: phospholipid catabolic process. Gene Ontology annotation, cellular component: extracellular region. The record is from RefSeq and is a predicted model, not a curated record.
CUGCAGGUUCUCGUUGUCAUAUGACUUGUUUAAGCCAACAUGGCGUCCAGGAUAAACAAGUCCGCUUUUAGGAGCCUAACGACAGGUUUAAAUAUUUUCAUCGUUUUAUCGGCUUUAUGCGUUUUGUGUGUGCGUCCUGAGAUGCGAACAGCAGUUAUUGACAAACGGACCGGACAGUUGUCGGUGCUGGAUGGAUUUCAACAGGAUUUUGUGGCUUGGGCGAAUUUUACUGAUGACAUAAAACAAUCAGGCUGGUCUUUCCUGGAGGUCACCACCAGCAGUAAGUACAAUGACAGCUUCCAAGCUUAUGCUGCUGGUGCAGUGGAGGCCGCAGUCACCUCCGAGCUCAUCUAUAAGCACUGGAUGAACACGCUGGUGAAUUACUGCGGGCCGUUCUCAAGUCCUACUGGCUACUGCGCGCGUCUAAAGGUUUUCAUUGCAACCAAUCUACAGUGGGUUCAGGAACAAAUAGAGAAGCAGCCCACCUCACCGUACUGGUACCAGGUGCAACUGGCACUGCUGCAGCUGAAAGGCCUGGAGGACAGCUACAAUGAUGAGCUGGCGUUUCCAACAGGGCCGUUCUCCUUGGACCCAUUUGGCUUCCUACUUUUCCAACUCGGGGGUGAUCUGGAGGAUUUGGAGUCUGCUCUGAACAAAUCUAGCGACAUUCGACCUCUUGGAUCUGGUUCCUGCUCUGCUCUCAUUAAGCUGCUGCCAAACAAUAAGGACCUGCUGGUGUCACAUGACACCUGGAACACCUACCAGUCCAUGCUGCGAAUCAUAAAGAAAUACAUCUUUGCUUAUAAAACCUCACCUCAAGAAAACGUUCCACUUCCUGGAGGAAUUCAGGCCUUCUCAUCCUACCCAGGAUCCAUAUUCUCUGGAGAUGACUUUUACAUCCUAAGCAGUGGCCUGGUAACGUUGGAAACCACCAUUGGCAACAAUAACCCAGAUCUCUGGAAGUUCGUUCAGCCCACAGACGCUGUCAUGGAAUGGCUGAGAAAUAUUGUGGCUAACCGGCUGGCUGCCAGCGGCGUCGAGUGGGCAGAGAUAUUCAUGAAGUACAACAGUGGAACGUAUAACAAUCAAUGGAUGAUUGUAGACUAUAAUCAUUUCACUCCAGGAAAGACUGACAUUAAAAAAGACCUGCUUGUUGUUUUGGAGCAGAUUCCGGGCCAUGUUGUUUACGCUGAUAAAACUCAGGAACUACUGCAGAAAGGCUACUGGGCAAGUUACAACAUACCGUACUAUGUGGACAUAUUUAAUGCCAGUGGCUGCAAUGAGCUGGUUGAGAAGUUUGGGCCAUGGUUCUCUCUGGACAAGAAUCCUCGUGCCCAGAUAUUCAGACGAAACCAGACAGAUGUCACAGAUUUGGACUCAAUGGUCCGACUCAUGAGGUAUAAUAACUUUAAGGAAGACCCAUUGUCAAAGUACGACGGCUGUAAACCACCUGCUAAUGGGGAGAAUGCAAUCUCAGCCCGAUCGGAUCUGAACCCAGCUAAUGGAACAUAUCCAUUUGGUGCCUUAAAGCAAAGACCCCAUGGAGGAACAGACAUGAAGAUGACCUCCUAUGAGAUGUUCAGAGACUACGUCAUGGUUGCAGUGAGUGGGCCAACAUGGGACCAGGUGCCAGUUUUCCAGUGGAGCACCUCCCCUUACAAAAAUUUUAUACACAUGGGUCAUCCUGAUACUUGGAAAUUCAAACCUAUAAAAGUCACCUGGACUCCUUAGUUGUUACAACACUUUAUAAUAAGUAUCAGAAAAAUGUUUUGAAGAAAGGGAAUCGUUCAAGGACUUUAAUGAACACAACAGUCAAGUUACUGCUUCUCAGGAGAGUGUUUAUAAUAUUUUGUGAUGGAGACUUACACUAAUCAAAUGGCACAAGAUUAACAAGAGCUUUGAAUGUGGGAGUUCACAACCUUGUUGUUUUUCAAUCUAAGCUCCUACAUUAAAGUGUACUCUUUGUGAUUUUCAUUUCCCAUGAUUUUCAUUAUCAAUACUAGGAAAUUCAAAUGAUGCUUGUUUCACGAACCCUUACAGGGUAAUUGCAAAAGACUACACAUUCCUUUGGAGAAGCCAAGGAUUCAUCUUGAUGUAGAUGCAAUAUUUCAGACAAAUGUUUUAAUCAAUGUUUGCAUUGAUCUAUGUUGUAUGAUUUUUGUUUUCAAAAUAACUCAAUAAAUGUUGUCAAAUCUU